GGGGACUUAGCUGCCAGCCUGAAGGAAGCUGGUGACUAUACAAGUCAAAGGUCCCCCGGGCCUGUAACCAAGUCAUUGCUAAGGACUCUAUCAAGGACACUGAGAUGGAAAUGCCGGGAGAGCCAGCUGCAAGUCUUGGGCAGACCCUGGAGUGGCUGAGGGAGGAGCUGGCCGAGAUGCAGAUCCAAGACCAGAAACUGCUACUCACACUAAGGCAUCUGCAUAGCCUCCUGGAGGAGCUUCGAGCUGAAAGCACCCACUGGCAGGACACAAGGCCCAGCAGAAACACAUCACCUUUCCGAGCAAGGCUGGGAUCAGAGGGCAGAGCCUGCCAGCCUGUGCCGAGGCAACUGACCGAGCUGCUCCGAGGGGAAAAGAGCAGGCGAAGCUCCCUUCCGUAGCCAGCCAGAGGACGCUCAUCAAAACCCUCCUACCACUAGUAUAAAUCAUGUGUCAGCUGUGUGUCCUUGAAUCUGUCAUUUAACUGUCUAUGUCACUUGCCAGAGGGUGUGUGUAUGUGUGUGUGUGUGUGUGUGUGUAAGAUAAAUUAUUGGAGGCAUAUAUGCUUUGUAAGUACAACUCUGUUACAUAGCUUCCAACAGGACGACACCAUUUUUCACAGGGCAGUUGUUAAAGAAAGAGUAUGAUAUACAAAGAGGGUUACCUACUGUUGCCUUGGCGAAAAAUCAGAACAUCUGUAAUGACUUCCUAUUUUCUGUGUUCCUGUUAGGCCUUCUUGUCCACCUUAAUCUGAUAGCAAAAGGUCCUGUUGCACCACAGAUCACAGAGAGGAGCAUGUCAGAUAUGUAAUUCAUGUUGGCUCGAACAUCAUAAUUCAUUAUUGGCUUAAUUCAUGGGCAUGCGACUCAACAAAGUCAACCACAAGCCUUCCUUGGGCUUGCUAUCUGGAUACUGCCAACCACACUUCUACAGUUAGAUUGAUUUCUUUUAGGCUGUGCUGAUCUUUGCCAGUAAGCAGUGUAAGGUUAGACUCCAGAACAAGAGGUGAAAGGAGGGACCGACUCCUUUGUCCCCUGCAGUAUCUUAGAGGGCAACCUGUGGUGUCACCCACCGGAGCUGCUUCACCUCAGCACGUGGCACCAGCCCUGUCCAAGUCCAAGGCCCAGUCUGGAGGCCCCCUCUAUGCUCAGACCCUCCUUCUCAGAUGACUGCAGGCCAGCUCUACAGGGCUCCUGUCUGUGUGGUUUAAAUUGUAAUCCUUCAGCUUCAUUGUUCCCUAGCACUGGGGGUGGUAGAUUCUUUCUGUAAUUGUUAGCUUAGAGUUCUUUUUAUAACUUCUCAUCUACUCAGUUAACUUUAUACUUAGUUAAUAAUUCUUUGUAUUAAAUUCUGUGUUUCAUUAAAAAAAAAAAGGAAAUGUUGGAACAAGCAAAAGAAACUUAUUCUAAGUACGACCAUUUUGUUUUCAGACUCCAUUUAAUCAGAGCAAGAAACUAAAUUCAAGGUCCUAGUCUCUAGGGGAACUGAGGACUUUGCAAUAGCUGAACAGCUUCUAUUAUAAGGAAACAAUUGUCCAAGUCCAGACAUCUCAGAGACAACUUGUAAGUGAAGAGUUGUCUGAGUCCAGACAUGUCAAGGACAACUUCUCCAUCUUGCUGGCAGGGUCAAACUGAGUUCAUGUUCCCAGGCCCUGGAACCAACUCCUAUCCUGACUAAUGAAAACUCUCUUGUUCCAACUCCUUAUGUCAAACUAUGAUUGGACAGUGCUACAGCCUACCGUUCUUCCCCUUGCUUUGUGGUCUCAUCCUUUAAAUAUGCUGUGCAGUUUCUCUUCAGGGUUGCAGUUCAGCUCCCGAGUCUGUUCUGUGGCAUUGACUGAUCAGUCUUGGCUUGAUUACAAUAAAUUUUUGUCAUCUGCGUUGA
This is a messenger RNA of Mus musculus (house mouse), 1884 nucleotides long. RefSeq names its product transmembrane 74B, opposite strand (gene Tmem74bos). The record is from RefSeq and is marked validated. The transcript has 2 exons. NCBI's taxonomy places the organism in Eukaryota, Metazoa, Chordata, Mammalia, Rodentia, Muridae. Bases 105 to 401 code for a protein of 98 amino acids.